UAUUGGGAGCUCAAAGAGAUCAGGUUGAUGUUGACGAGCCCUGAGCAUUUAGGUUUCCAUGGAUGGCGUUGGCAUUCUCUUUCCAUUUCAUAUGAACUUGGCUGUCUUCAAAGGUCCAGUCUGUUCUAUGCAAACCAAUGCCACGACUGUUAUCAACGCUGUUCUCCUUCUGACCUGACUUGUUUCAAAAGUUGUAAAAAAACUUGUGAUAACAUUUCAAAAAAUCUGAGUAGUUCCUUGCAGCAUGUUUGGGGUUGGAAUUGGAAUACUUUUGUGAUGGUAGAAGAAAAGUUGUUUUUCCCUUGGUUACGAAGCUAUCAAGUGAAAUCUGCUUAUGAAAAUAUCCUUCAAGCUCUGGAAAAGGAGCGCAACCGCUUGCUCCAGUUUUCCAACAAUCAAGGGCAGCUGUUGAGAUUGUCUGUUUGGCGUAAGAGAUUGGCCGCCAUAUUGAGUCCUUUGACGUUUCUUUGGAAUGAAUGGUGGUUGCUGAAAGGACAGAAAAGAUGCACCACCACGACAUCAGUUGUCGAGCACUGCAGGCAGUUAAAAGUUGAAAUGGAGCAACAAUAUCAACGACAACUAGAAAUGCACCGAUUCAUUGCUCAAUUGCAUAAAAUGUGUGACAAGUAUUUUGUUCAUGAAAGAACGUGGUUACUUCCAAAGAUAAGUGGCCUGGUACCAACAUCACAGCAGAUAAAGUUUAAUAACCAAGUGUUACGGUUUCUUGGUUAUUCAAACUGUCGACUUCAACUGGUGGUAUUCGAUGAGUCCCUAAAACAGUCAAGUAGGGAAGAGUGGCUACUAUUUCGUUCUCAAGUGCCUAGACCCAUUCGACUUUUCAUUCCUUAUUGGAAACGUUGCUAUUAUAAACAACUGCAUCAUCGUAUGUGCCUGGUCAAUCGAUAACAAUAAUUGUUGAUCCAUAAAGUUGAAUAAACUUGU
Messenger RNA from Galdieria sulphuraria, 942 nucleotides. RefSeq lists its product as uncharacterized. The transcript has a single exon. NCBI's taxonomy places the organism in Eukaryota, Rhodophyta, Bangiophyceae, Galdieriales, Galdieriaceae. The record is from RefSeq and is a predicted model, not a curated record. The coding region runs from base 28 to 906 and encodes 292 amino acids.